Carassius auratus (goldfish) is the source of this 3647-nucleotide messenger RNA. RefSeq names its product leucine-rich repeat and fibronectin type III domain-containing protein 1-like protein. NCBI's taxonomy places the organism in Eukaryota, Metazoa, Chordata, Actinopteri, Cypriniformes, Cyprinidae. The coding region runs from base 294 to 2261 and encodes 655 amino acids. Gene Ontology annotation, molecular function: protein binding. The record is from RefSeq and is a predicted model, not a curated record. The transcript is spliced from 5 exons.
AGAGAUCGACAGCAGCCCGGGAAAACAUUCUCGUAGCGCUAUUGUGAUCGCGCCCAGUGGACGCGCGUCUGCUUAGGCGAUGGUCUUCGGCUGUCAACUCGUCCGAGAGUUCGUGCGCGCGCUCGGAGGGCUAUAGGAUCCGUCGGACUCGUGUGAAGAGCAAAGUUAAGCUGAGGCUGAGGUCGAAAAACAAGACAGAUUGGUGUAUCGUAGCCAAUGACUCAAUGACUGCUGUGGAGCUGCUGUAUCUGGCUCAGUAGUGUGGAGUCGUCACACCCUGAAGAAAGCAGAAAAUGGACAUGCUGAAGGACUUGAGGAUGCUGGGUCGGUCUCUCAGAUGGAGCGCACCCAUGGAGCAACUGCUGCUGUGCCUGGCUCUGUUCUCCAUGCCGUCCUACGCCAUGCUGUGCCCCAAACGCUGCACCUGCCAGAACCUGCUUCCCUCGUACACCGUGCUGUGUGCCAAAACCGGCUUGCUCUUCGUGCCACCUAAUAUCGACCGGCAGACCGCCGAGCUGCGACUGAUGGACAACUUCAUCACCACCCUGCGCCACCAAGACUUCACUAACAUGAGCAGCCUCAUACACCUCACGCUCUCUCGCAACACCAUCAGCCAGAUCCAACCGUACGCCUUCGCUGACCUGCAGGAUCUGCACGCGCUGCAUCUGGACGCCAACCGGCUCACGUUUCUGGACGACACCCAUCUCCAGGGGCUGGUCAAUCUGCGCCACCUUAUCCUCGCUAACAACCAGCUUCACAGCAUCUCUGAAGGAGCCUUCCAAGACUUCCUAGAAACUCUCGAGGACCUCGACCUUUCUUAUAACAAUUUGAUAGACUUGCCGUGGGACACAAUAGCCAUGCUAGCCAGCGUCAACACCCUCAGUUUGGACCACAAUCUCAUCGAGUUUGUUCCUGAAGGGAUAUUUUCAAAUCUUCAUAAACUCGCCCGACUUGAUAUGACGUCUAACAAGCUGAAGAAGAUCCCCCCAGAUCCUCUGUUCCUACGAAUCCCAGUCUAUGCCAAAAUGAAAGGCUCGCCGCUGACCGCGUUGGUCCUCAGUUUCGGUGGGAACCCGUUGCAUUGUAAUUGCGAGCUGGUUUGGUUGCGCCGCCUGACGCGGGAGGACGAUUUGGAGACGUGCGCGUCCCCGCGAGACUUGGCCGGCAAGUACUUCUGGACGAUUCGUGAGGAAGAGUUCGUCUGCGAGCCACCUAUGAUCACCCGGCACACUUCCAAGAUGUUCGUAAUGGAGGGUCAAGAGGUUAGUUUGCGAUGCCGCUCCGUGGGAGACCCCGAGCCGACUGUCCACUGGGUCAGUCCAGAUGGGAAGCUGAUCGGCAACACCUCGCGCACUGUAUGCUACGAGAACGGCUCUUUGGAUAUCUUGACAGCCACGGUGAAGGACUCCGGCGUGUUCACUUGCAUAGCCUCGAAUGCGGCCGGCGAAGCCACUGCUCCUGUGGAAUUAGUCGUGAACCCUUCGCCGCAUUACGACCCCAAACUGGAGCCGGAGCCGGGGCCCUCGGACAUGCCAACUUCUAUAAAGUCCAACAGCAGUGGAAGCGGCGGCCAGCCUCGAGCGGAUCAGCGGGUCAGUGUCUCGGAAAUAACCUCAAGCUCAGCGAUGAUCCGCUGGCCUCCCCAAAGCCAAAUCCCCGGAGUCCGCAUGUACCAGAUCCAGUACAACAGCUCCACCGACGACAUCCUCAUAUACAGAAUGAUUCCCGCCUCCCAUAAGUUGUUCAUACUGAGUGAUCUGGCUUCAUCACGGGAUUAUGAUCUCUGUGUCCUGGCCGUCUACGAUGACGGCAUCACGGCUCUGACCGCGACACGGCUGGUGGGCUGCGUCUCCUUCUCCACGGAGCGAGAGUUUCGUCACUGCCGCUCCAUCCACGACCAGUUCCUCGGCGGCACCAUGAUCAUCAUCAUCGGCGGGAUCAUCGUGGCGUCGGUCCUCGUCUUCAUCUUCAUCCUGCUGAUGAAGUACAAGCUUCACAGCCAGCACUACAAGCAGAAGGCCGCCCACGUCAGUAACGUUUGUUCUCAGACCAACGGUGGCCAGCAGGGGGCAGCAUCGGGUCCUCCGCCGCGAUCGUCCUCGGGGUCCUCCAGCAAGCCCUCGGUCGCACUCGGGUCGGACAGACAAGAAGGAUCCCACGGCAUGGAGGGGGGUUAUGGAGCGCUUAAAGGGACCACGGUGGUGGACUUGAACCCGGAAUACGGGAAAUCAGUCAAAGACGACGACUCCAUUUCACAAUAACACAGGGUUCGAUCCCAUCCUCUUCACAUCUCAACCCAUUCUGUUUAUUUUCUGUUGCCUUACGGAGGAUUUUCUCCUGUACAAGCAAACUCACUCUCUGGAAGCCAAACGCAGAACGGCAGAUUAAAUGGGAUUGGAUCCAAUCUAUUAGCAGGACAAGCUGCGGUCCGAAGGCAAACACAAGACUCUCUGUGUUCAAUUCUUUAUGCAAAACUCUCCUCAGACCGUGGACAUCACGUGCCUCUUCAGUGCAUAUGAGCAAUGUUUUCUAUUUUAAACCAGAGGUCAUUUCACCAAGAGACGAGGAGCAUCAAAUCAUAGAGAAGGAAAUGCUUUCUGGAUGUUUUUGUGGGAAAUAUUAUGCUUAAAUAUCUGUGUUAAGUGAAGCAGUGCCAAAGGAUUGGAUCGUAUGGAUUUAACGCUCUCCCGAAGGCUCGUGCGGAUACAGACUUAUCAAAGUUCAAUCAGAUAUUGACGAGUCCGUAUCGAGUUAGGAUUUGUGGGUCUUCUGGAGCACUUCAUUAUGGAUUCCUCUGUAUGGUCUCAGCUCUCUCUCUCUUUAUUGGGAAACUGAACACGUGGAUUGAUUUUCAGCUGAUUAACAAACAUGCCGAGUGUGUUCUUGGGAUCUGGAGAUUAGGUCAAGCAGGAGAGACAUUGAUUAUCACAGCACACUAAAACUUUCCCCAUCUCCCGUGUGAACGAGGACGAGGGGAAGACGCUCUUGAGGACUCGGUGUCUGACAGCAGACUGUGUGAAAGCAGCGCGGGCCGUGAUAAACACCCUUCGACCGCCGGCCCGCUCAAACAAACACUGCUCUUUUGUUGACUGUGGAUGUAUUUGUAUGUGAAGUCCACCUUCAGCCAUCUCUGAUUUGAUUCAUUUGAUUUCAAGGAGAAAAUAAUAAUAAUAAUGAUUAAAAAAAUGGGAUGGAGUUUUAUGCUAUGUGGAUUUAUAAAGAAAUAAAGUAUUUUUCUUCAAGGCGUGUGGAGAUGACUUUAUUUCAUUGUUAUUUUAUUAACGGUAACUUCCAUUUCACCUCAAGCUGUUAUGAUUAUUUUCAUAUAUUGAAGGGGUUGUGUUUGUUUUUAAGCAGGUCUUAGGGCUGAGUGUACUGAGAGUUAAUUAACUCAAGCAUACUCUGAAUCAUAUGCUAGUGAUUUUUAGUCUCGUGCAUUACUCAACAUCUCAAUAUUCCAGAGAGAGUGUUUAUCUUGUGUCAGAUGUUUACAAAUGCAUUGAUUAUUUGUGGCGCGAGACGUGUGCACUGAUCAGAUGAAGCUGUAAUGACUCAGAUGACCGCAUGAUGUCACUGCUCACACACUGAUGACGUGAAGGUGCUCAAAUAUCCAAGCACUGUUAUGAUCAGCACUAACAUUAAAAAAA